AUGAAAUUUCAAAAGAGUUUUUCAGAAUAUUACGGCGAAAAUGAUUAUAUCAACAAAACAGAGAACGAGACUAUAUCAGGGAGUGGCAAAUAUUACAUUCAUGAUGCAGUAUUUUCUUUCCAUUACCAAAAUCGAGCAAUUUACCUUAAUUCUAAUAACAAAGUAUUAAUUGAAACAUGCUCAUUUUACAACAAUAGUUGCAAAGAAGAAGGUGGAUCAUUCUAUAUCAAAAAAUCAGAUUUUGUCUUAGUUCAUAUUUGUUGUUUAUUUUCAUCAAGCGAAAGUGGUGGAUGUGCAUAUGAAAUUCAUUCACCUGAUGAUAGUACCCACAAAAAUUAUGCAUUUGAGUGUUCAGUAUCACAAUGCAGUGGAGUUGCAUGUGCAUUUUAUCAUUAUCUUGGAGAUAUCAAAGUAAGUAAUAUGAAUACAUCUUAUCACUAUGAAAUUACUGAAUAUGCUGCAUAUGCAAUUGAUCAUCCAAGAGGAGCAGUAAUUAUUAUUAAUUUCACAACAGCAUCAAAUUCAUCAUCUUCAUUUCAGGGUGUAAUUUCCCAUUAUGAAGGUAAUUACAAUAUUACAAAAUGUAAUUAUUUAAACAAUGAAUGUCAAGGAGGAGAAUUUUCUACUGAUGCAAUAAUAAGGUGUUAUGGCUCAUGUACAUUUUCAAAUUGUUCAUUCAUAGGAAAUAAAGGAAACUAUUUAUUUUCAGAAAAACCAACUAUUGAUAAUUGUUACUUUAAGGCUCCGGUCCUGCAUGAUUACUGCAUAUAG
Trichomonas vaginalis G3 is the source of this 771-nucleotide messenger RNA. RefSeq names its product pectin lyase-like family. Bases 1 to 771 code for a protein of 256 amino acids. The transcript has a single exon. NCBI's taxonomy places the organism in Eukaryota, Parabasalia, Trichomonadida, Trichomonadidae. The record is from RefSeq and is a predicted model, not a curated record.